Nezara viridula (southern green stink bug) is the source of this 6701-nucleotide messenger RNA. NCBI's taxonomy places the organism in Eukaryota, Metazoa, Arthropoda, Insecta, Hemiptera, Pentatomidae. The record is from the annotation of a GenBank genome assembly.
CAGCAAGAGAAGGGUGGCAUGGCGAGGUAGCGAUGGGAGGUAGAGAACGUUACCACGCUGGAGCCUAUCACGCAAGCCGCAGCUAUAACCUCGCUGGCGGUCACCAUCAUCCUUGCCAACCUCAUCAUCAUCGCAUCAUUCAUCAACUCCAGAGAGUGUUAGCCUCAUUAAAUUUUGAAUUUAUACUGAAAGCAGGUGCCGGUGAGGUGAUAAACUGCUACCUGCUGUCGCUGGCAGUGGCUGAUCUGCUAUGUGGGCUGCUCGUUGUACCUCUGUCUGUCUAUCCAGCUCUCAUUCAACGCUGGGUCUACGGAGACUUGGUAUGUCGCCUAGUGGGUUACCUCGAAGUCACCCUUUGGGCUGUUUCUGUUUACACUUUCAUGUGGAUAUCCGUCGACAGAUACUUAGCCGUCAGAAAGCCCUUGAGGUAUGACACAGUGCAGACUAAGAUCCGAUGCCAGUGCUGGAUGGCAUUGACAUGGGUCUCAGCAGCAAUGAUGUGCUGUCCACCACUGCUAGGCUUCAACCAGCCCAGGUUUGAUGAAGAUGCCCUCAUCUGCUUGUUGGACUGGAAAGACAUGGCUGCCUAUUCAGCCACCCUUGCUGUCCUCGUGCUAGGCCCUUCUGUCAUCACUAUUGUCUAUACUUACAGUUAUAUCUUCACCAUGAUGAGGCGGGUUAGGAGUGGUGCUCCCAUCCAUGAUAAAGAAUAUGCUACUGCUCUCUCUGAGAACUUAGCUAAUCCUACUCAUAUCAUGUCCUUUGUACUUGUGGUUGUCUUCUGCCUUUCUUGGGCACCUUUCAUCUUGGUCCGUAUUUAUGAGGGUACAACAGGCAACCGUCUUAAUCUUUUCUCACACAUUCAUUUCUUUGUUUUCUGGCUAGGAGUUCUGAACUCAGUAUGGAAAGCUGUCAUCCUCAUUGUUAUGAGCCCACAAUUUCGCCUUAUGCUUCGCAUCCUUGGUUUUACUCUUUGCUGUCGUCAUCGUGCGAGGCUGCAAAUGGAACUAAUUGGCAUGGAAGAUGAAUGAAUUAUUAAUUCUAAAGAACCCACAUACUUUUUCAACGAUACAUGACAUUGAAUUUUUAUUAUAACUUUACUAUAAUUUAAUAACUUAAUUGAGUAUUAUAUCUAAUUUAAAAGGAAUAUUUUUAUUACUACAGGCAAUUUAUUUCCUGUAUACAGUGUGAUUUAUUUCAAUUUCAAAAGCAAUUUUCAAAAUCAUCGAUUUAGCUUCAAAGGCCUAAAAUACUUGUAACUCUGUUAAUAAUUAAUUAUAAAUAAUAAUGCAAUUAGUUGCCUUAUAAAAUUAGUUUAGGUCAAUUUUAUUUUUUCAUUUCUUGUAAAAAGACAAUCCAAAGAAGCUAUAUCUCAUUUAAGUUAAUUAUUGGAUGAUAAACAUUUGAUUUCCUGAGGUUUUGGCUUCAUUUAAUACUCACAGGUAAAUGUUUCCUGCAGUAAUUAGACAAUCUAUAGUCAAUUGUUGAUUUUUUUUUUCUUUUUUAAUUUAAAACCAUGCAUUACUUGUUAAAGCAUUUGAAUUCUUCAAUGCAUUAAUAAAUUGUUUCAAAGAAUCAAAUUACAUGUAAGAAUCUCUAAAAUAUUCUGAAUAAUUUUGAUAUACAUUGAUAAAUAAAUAAGUAAAUAACAAGUAUUAGAAAUAUAUACAUGCUUUAAAUGUUUUAUUAGUCCCCUAAAAAUCUGUUUCUAUCCAAGCCAAAGCUUCAGUUCAAAUAAAGUUAUCAUAUAUCUCUGUUGUCAUUAGUCACUUUAAAUACAAUAUUUUGAUUUUAGAAAUUAAAAAUUUACAAUCAUAAUGUUAACUUAUUUUUUUACAGUUAAUUGUAUCUUCUCUUUAGCUCCUAAAUUAAAAUAUCCCAUGCAUUGUCAAAGAUAAUUACUAUUUUUAGUAUUUUCAAGUUUUUUCAAGUAUUUCCAAAACCGGCUAACUUCAUUUCCAAUUUUCAUUAUUUUACUUUUUCCUUCUACAGUUUUUGUUUUAUGUUUCCAUGAGGUGGAAAAAACAAUAUAUAUGUGUGCAAUAUUAUCAUGUGAGUACAAAAACUAUUCUACAAAAAUAAAAUAAUAAAAAUUGGAAAAUGGAGUUUUCUGGUUUUCUAAUAACACACCUGAGUUGUAGAUAUUGGAUUAAAAUGCAUAUCUUGACUUUUACUUUUUUUUUUUAAAGAACUCUAAUAAUCUUUUCACAAAUAUCCUCUUUUGGAAUUUGUCUCUAGUUCAAUUUUGAUAAUCUUUCACUUUGUGGUACAAGAUAAAUUGUAUUUUGCAUAGCUGAUCAUUCAGCUUCUGGGAAAUUAAAAUUUAAUAACUUCAACACUUAGAAAUAAAUUAUUAUAACAUUGAAGAAUAAAUUACUAAAAGUGAAUUCAUUUCAAAACAUUUGAAGCUAUUACUUGCUCUAUUACUGCAUAAAUAUUCAUUAAACAAAAGUGAAAAACACACUAACAACACUUUUUUGUCACAUAAUUUAUAUUUCAAGGGAGAUUAAUUAAAAAUAAGUUAAUUAAAAUAAUUUGUGUAAUAAAUGUGAAGGAAACAAAUAGUAUACAAAUAAUAUACAUUACGAUUACACAAAAUAAAAUACUGACAUUCUAAAAAAUCAAUACUGAGUUAUAUUAAGAGCCCUCUAAUAAUUAUGAACAAAUAUGCUCUGGAAUUAGACUAAUUAUUCACUUAUUUAAUUAAAAUUACCUGACUGGCUUACAUGUGAUGAAUAAGAAUUACUAAUCAUUCAUUAGAAUAAAAAAAAAAAUUAACUUCCAGAAGCCCCUUAAACAUGUAUUGCUCUAGAUGAUUCCUAUAAUUUACGUAGUGCAUUUCUGUAAAUUUUAAUUAUGUUUAAUUUAUGUUAAUAAUCAUCUUUUUUUAAAUAAUAAAAAUGAAAGAAAGUUUAAUAUUUGUGUUACGCUUAAAUAAUAUUUAAUGUCAAAUAGAUACUGGAUAUUACUAGCAAAAAUAGAAAAGCAAGAUGCAAAUUAUCCCCAUUCGACUCUUUCAAAUUUUAAUUGCUAUUCUGUCAAAAAGAUCUUUUAGUAGAUAUGAACCACUUUUCAUAGUAUAAUUUAAUUAUUGAGGAUAAUUAUAAAGUAAUAGAUAAAAUUAUGAUAUAUUAAUCUAAUUUCUUUGACUAUUCUCAAACUUUACUAUUUUGCUAAUGAAAUCUCAUGAUUUAUAUGAGAAUUUUCAGCAAUAACCAGAAAAUGACAUAAAACACCAGUAUUCCUACUUAAAAAAUUAUGUUUAUAUGUGUGUUAAUGUAUGUAUUUUUAUAUAUACACACAUAUAAUCAUUGAAAUAUAUAUAAAUUCAUAGAUCUGUAUGUACAAAUCGUUUUAAUAUUCAUUGAUUAAAUAUUAUUACUAUCAAUAUACUUAUUAAACUGCAAAUUACGCCUUAUCUAGAUAUGUGGUGUGGUUUAAGCUCAAUGUAUGUUAUAUUCCCAUUUUGCCUAUCCCAUUUAGAUUCCUACCCAUUUUUUCCUAGCUCCUAGUAAUAUAGUUUCCAUGACAUUGCGACAAUCAACCAAUGAUAAAAAUUCAAUCUAAUAUAUAUACUUAAUAUCUUAUUCAACUUUGUUUGAUAUAAUAUUAUCUAUAUUAUGGUGUAUAGUGGAAUAUACCUGAAUAAUGUACUUCCUUAAUUACAGCUAAUAUUUUAAAAAAAUAAUAAUUUUAAAAAAAUAUUUUGAGCAUUAACUCUCUCUCCUAAAUUAAAGAAAUAAAUAAAAACAAGCUAAUAUGAUAACAUAAGUUAAAAAUAAAUAAAAUAGCUUAUUUUUAAUGAGAUGUCGCUGAUGUUGCUGUUAUAGAAAUAAUUGUAUUUAAGUCUAAACUAGAAUUUUAAUGUCAAUAUGUCCAUUUUUGUUAUAAAAGAAAUACAGUAUGGGUAUGUAAGAGUAUGCAUGAGUGUAUAUAUAUAUAUGUAAAACAUAUUCUAAACUGUUAUUAUUUAUUGGACAUCUUAAUUAAAUAUAAAUAGUUGAUUGCAUCUAUUUCAAAAAUUCAACAAUCAAUAUGAAUAAUAUGGAAAUACAGUUUUUUUCCGUCAUAAUUACUGCAGAACAAAAUUUCCUUCUUCUAUAGUCAUGUAUUAUUCAUUAAUUUUAUUUAAAUGAAAAUAAUGGGAAAAAAUAUUUAUUUACCAUAAAUAGUGCUCAUUGUUAUUUCUUAUAAUUUAAAUCUGAUACGGUAAGUAGGGUAAUAGCUGAAUUCUAUUAAUAAGCUGAAAAAUAAAUAAAUUUAUUCAUAAACACUUUUAAUAUUAUAGUAAAAUUGACUAAAUAUUAUUUUUAUUUGAAAAAUAAAGAAAAGUUUUUGUUAGUUCAUUUAAAAUCCAAGGGAUUUGUGCAAACAGUUUUCAUUUGUGAUCAAAGUAAUCUUUUUCUAGCUAUCAUGAAGCAAGUUCCACUAAUUUCUUGUUCUUUUACAUGUCUCGAGAAUAUUUUUAUUAUGUUGGAUAUGAAAACAGUUGAUUGUGGCAGCCAUUUCAUAAUUUGAUUAGUUUUUGUCCUAUUUUUACUUUAAGAAAACUGUAGCAAAGAUUUGGAACAUUUUGUAAACAAAUUUAGAACUAUUUAAUAUCUAUCAUGAUAUGUAAUACAGGAAAGUUCCUAAAACUUGUUCUCCCUUUCCACAGAUAUUAUGGUCCCUAAACAUUUCCACACCAUAGUUAAUUAAUUAAAUUAAUUUAGAUUUACCAUUGAAGGUAUCAUACACCGAAAGGGCCUUUUCCUCUAAUUGCUUAGAGUUUUAAGUUAAUAAGAAAUGUUGCCAUUAGAAUUAAUGAAUUGAAAGUUUCUCCUACUGAUGUUUAUUUAUUUAUUUUACCUUGUGAAGGUCAUCAUUUUGUUAACAUCAAGUCAGAAGUGGUGCCAGUUUGAAGCCUGUUUGAAUUUCUUCUGCAUUGUUUCAAAUUUAUUUUAUGACGGACCCACAGACUGAAUCUCGAACUUAGGUAAGAUAAACCUGUCCUUCCUGGUCUUUGGACACUAAGCCCAAUUAUACAUUGGCUUGAUUUGCUGAAAGUAAGUUAUAUGAGACAUUUCUUUCUAAGAAUAUCCAUAUCUAGAAUAAUUUCAACUUCAAGACAGUUUCCUAAUUUCUUGUUAUGGUUUCAUGGACUUUGGAAACAUACAACUGCACUGCAGUUUAUCUUUUAUGUUUACCUCUUUUAAAUAUCAGAACCACUAACUUAUUUUACCUUCCUCAUUUGUAACAACUUUAACUACAAAUAAUUUUCAAAAAACAUUGACUUCUGAAAAUUAGAUUUUGAAUAUUCAUAAAAUGAAUUUUUGAAAUAAAUCUAAAAAUACAAGAUGCAAUGAACUAUUAAGAUGAUGUACCGAAUGAUUUAAAUUUUGAAGUGAUAAAAAAAAUUCAAUAUGUAUACAUCCACUUUUUGUACAUAAAUUUAAUAGAAAUUUUUGUAAAAGAUGUAAAAUAAUAAGCAUGUUGACGCAUGUUAAUUUUUUUUUUCUUCAUUUAUUUAUGUGGUAGAAAGAUAUAGAGAGUAAAAAUUCAAUAAAAAGGAAAGCAUGUCUGUCUGUUAUUUGUAUAUACAAAUUUUAUCCUUAAAAAAAAAAUGUGCCUUCCCUUCUUCUCUUUCCAAAUGUUAUAAAUAAUAAAGAACUUUUAUAAUCAACAAUUUAACAUUAUUUGAUUUAUAAAAAUUUCAAUUAGUUUUCUAAAAAGUACAGAAUAUUCUAAUUAUCAAUUCUCUGAUAACAACAAAACAAUUAAUGUGAAAAGAUGAAACUGGAAAUGAAUGAGGAGACCUUUGCUGUGUUUUAAAUAGCAUGUUAUAAAAAAUGUUUUUUGAAAUUGUAAUGUAUCAUUUUAAAAUAAAGUACACAAAUUUAAGUGGAAAAUAAUAUUAUAUUUUUUAAAUAAAAGUAAUCUUGUGUACAUAGAAAAGAAGAAUAAAACCCUCCUAAUAUGUUCCAAAUAAAACUUACUUUUCGAAACACUAAGUUGAAUAAUCCAUUGAAAUGUUUGAUCGUAAAUGUAUCUUCUUGGAUUUUCAACCUUGUUAUUGUAUUAUUAAAUUAUUGGUCUAAAUAAAAUUUAUACUUUUAUUUUUAAUUUUUCAUCUUAUCUUGGUUUAGGGUCUCUCAUAAUAUCAUUAUAAAUUUAAUAAAAUAUAUUGUAAUAACUACUUUCUAUUUUAUUCAUUUAUUUAUUUUAAAUUCAUCAAUAAUAAUCGGAAUACAAAUUAUAACUUCAAAAUUUAUAGUCUGAAUUAUUUGAAAUCUAUACCAUGCAGAUUUAUGUAAAAUCUUUACCAUAUGUAUAAUGUAAAAUAACCAUCAAACAUCACUGUAAUGCAUUUUAACUUUUAACAUGUCUAAAUUUCAUGUACAUAUUUCAAUUUGCAAGCUUUUUGUUCUCAAUCUUAUAGUAAAUGAUUUGUGUUUUUAAUAAAAAUUAGUACUGCAAUCUAAUGUUGUAGCAUAGACUUCUUUUUUCAUUAAAUUUUAAAUUUCAGAAAUCAUAAAUUUAAAUCUAUGUGUAAGUAUAUAAAUACAUGUAUUUAACCUAUGGGUUGUAAUGUAUUAAUAUAUGGGAUUUUAACCUAAAGUAACAAAAUUUUAUCAACUAUUUUUCCACUAGCAAUAUUCAACAAAAAAUAAUAAUUUAAAAAAAUAAAUAGUACUUUUUGUGUAUUUUAUUAAAGAAAAUUG